AAAAUUUCACGGGCGUGUGUUCGUCUCUGCAAACGUGGAACGGACGAAGCAGAAGCAGAUAGGUGGACGUCGAGUUCAAGCACAGGAAUAAUUUUUCCGCGUUUUCAAUUACAAUUUAAUUGCAGAAAGCAAGAAAAGAGUUUAUAUUGAGUCUCGCGCUUUCGCUAUAAAUUAUCAGUGCAUUAUACCCGCUAUAACAAGUGAACUUAAGUAAAAUGAGUGGACCCGCAGCGUCAGCACCAGCCACGGCGACAAAUAAGGACGGCGAUUCUGCAGCGGCGGCACCAAAACGGCGUGGUGUCGUAAAACAGGUUCUUUCAGGAGAUACUGUUGUGAUUCGAGCCCAAAAAGGUGCGCCACCUCCGGAGAAACAAAUCACUUUCUCGUAUGUUCUCGCUCCUAAGCUGGCCCGUCGUCCAGGUGCAGGUGGUGAUGAAACAAAAGAUGAACCCUGGGCUUGGGAGUCGCGUGAAUUUCUACGGAAGAAACUAAUUGGUGAAGAAGUCUUAUUCUCAUUUGAGAAGCCUGCCAAUUCCAAUCGUGAGUAUGGUUUUGUCUGGCUUGGAAAAGAUGCCGAAACCGGAGAGAAUAUGGUCGAAACUAUGGUACGCGAAGGUUUCGUGACCGUCCGUCGCGAGGGCAGACCAUCUAGCGAACUUCAACGCCUCAUCGAGCUAGAAGAUCAAGCUAAGUCGGCAAAUAGGGGCAAGUGGUCACAUGUGCCACCUGUAGAAAAAGUCCGUCAUAUUAAAUGGACACAGGAGAACCCCGCUCACUUAGUUGAAUAUUAUGGUGGAAAGCCUGUAAAAGCAAUUAUUGAACAUGUCCGAGAUGGAUCGACGGUUCGUGCCUUCUUGCUGCCCGAAUUCCAAUACAUAACUUUGAUGAUUUCGGGUAUACGUUGCCCAGGAGUUAAACUUGAUGCAGAUGGCAAGCCAGAUCUGAGUGUGAAAAUUCCAUUUGCCGACGAGGCAAGAUUCUUUGUGGAGUCGCGUUUAUUGCAACGUGAUGUAGAAAUCCGCCUAGAGUCCGUAAAUAACUCAAAUUUUAUUGGCACGAUUAUAUUUCCAAAAGGAAACAUUGCCGAAUCUUUGCUGCGCGAGGGCUUGGCUAAAUGUGUUGACUGGUCAAUGGCAGUCAUGAAGAGCGGUGCCGAUAAGUUGCGUGCUGCCGAACGAACUGCUAAGGAGAAACGUCUGCGCUUGUGGCAAGAUUACCAAUCAAAGGCACCCACUGUGAAUGCCAAGGAAAAGGAUUUCACCGGUACAGUUGUAGAAGUUUUUAAUGGAGAUGCCAUAAGCGUGCGUUUGUCAAAUGGCCAAGUCAAAAAGGUAUUCUUUUCUUCGAUUCGACCACCACGUGACAAUCGUUCUGUCGUCGGUGCUGAUGGUGAGGUUGUGCUGCCUCCACGCGGCAAGAACUACCGCCCACUUUAUGAGAUUCCUUUCAUGUUUGAAGCACGUGAAUUUUUGCGCAAGAAACUCAUCAAUAAGAAAGUCCAAUGCAAUUUGGAUUACAUUUCGCCUGCACGCGAUAAUUUCCCUGAGAAGUAUUGCUAUACCGUAUUAGUCGGCGGACAAAAUGUGGCUGAGGCUAUGGUCGCAAAGGGUUUGGGCCACUGCGUACGUCAUCGGCAAGACGAUGAUCAGCGCUCUUCUGUAUAUGAUCAGCUGUUGGCUGCCGAAAGCCAAGCCAUCAAGGGCCAAAAGGGCAUAUUUGGUAAAAAGGAUAAUGCGCCAUUGCGUAUCAAUGACCUGACUGUGGAUCAUUCCCGUAUCAAAGUACAGUAUCUACCAUCUUGGCAACGGGCACUACGAACCGAAGGUAUUGUUGAGUUUGUCGCUAGUGGUUCACGUUUGCGUUUAUACGUGCCCAAGGAUAGUUGUUUGGUAACAUUCCUGCUCGCUGGUAUUUCAUGUCCGCGUUCCUCUCGUCCGGCAUUAAACGGUGUUCCCGCUCAAGAUGGCGAGCCUUAUGGUGAGGAGGCGCUAGCCUUCACGCGUGACCGCGUUCUACAAAGGGAUGUGUCGGUACAUAUUGAUACCACCGACAAGGCUGGAUCUUCUGUUAUUGGUUGGCUUUGGACUGAUAGCAAUGUAAACUUGUCAGUCGCAUUGGUUGAGGAAGGCCUCGCUGAAGUACAUUUUAGCGCUGAGAAAUCUGAAUAUUACCGUCAACUAAAGAAUGCCGAAGAUCGUGCAAAGGCAGCCAAGAAGAAUAUAUGGGCAAAUUACGUAGAACAGGUCGUGGAAGAGAAGCCGGUUGUUGUUGAAGAAGAGAAAGAUGAAAAGGCACCCGUGGAACGUAAGGUGAACUAUGAAGAUGUUAUUGUUACCGAGAUUACAGCCGAUUUGACAUUCUUUGCGCAAGCCGUAGAGAAUGGCGCGAAAUUGGAAGCGAUGAUGGCCAAGUUGCACGCAGAUUUCCAAGCGAACCCGCCAAUAGUUGGCGCUUACACGGCGAAGCGAGGUGACGUUUGCGCAGCACAAUUCUCUGCCGACAACCAGUGGUACCGAGCCAAGGUGGAGCGUGUACAAGGCAAUAAUGCUACUGUACUCUACAUCGACUAUGGAAACAAGGAGACUGUGCCUACAAAUCGUUUGGCAUCCCUGCCUUCUGGUUUUACCAGCGAUAGGCCGUACGCCACCGAGUACGCGCUCGCUUUGGUUCAGCUUCCCUCCGAUAAUGAAGACAAGGAAGAGGCUCUUCGCUUGUUUGCCGAAGACGUGCUUAACCGCACUGUUAAACUAAAUGUGGAACUAAAACCUGCAACUGGGCCGGCAUUAGCAACUGUGCAUGAUGCAGCCACCAAUGCCGAUAUUGGUAAACAAUUGGUAGCUGACGGUUAUGUGUUAGCCGAGAAACGUCGUGAACGUAAGCUAAAAGAUUUGGUGGAGCAGUACAGAGCAGCCCAGCAAACUGCAUUGGCUGCGCAUUUGGGCAUCUGGAAAUAUGGUGACAUCACCCAAGAUGAUGCGCCUGAAUUCAGCCGCUAAAACGGACGUGCGCGAUAGCGUUUUAAAUGUUUGUCUGCCACAUACCCGCCCUUCAAAACAACAACAUUCAUAGUUACAUGCAUACAUACAUGAAAGAGAUAAUGAUGAAAUUAAACUGAGGUAUAGUAAGAAGAAAAACAGUAAAAUGACGAGAACUGAUUUAAAAAACACUAUAGUUGAAUAAACAACUAGUAGAGAUUCAUCAAGUAAAUGAAGUAAUAGGAAGAACCCAGAAUAUACAUACAUGUACACUAUAUAUGUACACUUCAAAAGCGACGCAGUUGUGCAUUUAAAAUUAAGACAAAAACUUCUUUGUACACAGUGCAACAACGUCGACAAUAAAUACACUCCACAGCUGGACUUAAAGAUCAAUGUCUUAUAUUGCCAAUGUAGAAGUAUCUAGACGAGCUUCGCAUUUAAAUACAUAACUUCCAUGGCCACGAAAAUUGUAAAACAAAUAAAUAAAAUCCAAAAUUUUUUUAUGACAAAUUGUUCUAUUAUGGUAUGUCUAAUAUCCUAAAGCUUCCCUAUGGAAAUCGGAAACAAUUAAAAGAAGUAUAGAAGGAGAAUUGAAAAAUUUAAAUACCAUGCUGCGCACUCACGUCUAUUAUUGCUUAUGUAUGCUGUUAAAUCUUAAAAAAUAUAAGCAGUUUGACGUUUAACUACAAAACUAUUAAAAAACCAUUUAACAUUUA
Messenger RNA from Rhagoletis pomonella (apple maggot), 3691 nucleotides. RefSeq names its product staphylococcal nuclease domain-containing protein 1 (gene Tudor-SN). The record is from RefSeq and is a predicted model, not a curated record. The coding region runs from base 216 to 2996 and encodes 926 amino acids. NCBI's taxonomy places the organism in Eukaryota, Metazoa, Arthropoda, Insecta, Diptera, Tephritidae. Gene Ontology annotation, cellular component: RISC complex; cytosol; nucleus. Gene Ontology annotation, molecular function: nuclease activity; RNA binding. Gene Ontology annotation, biological process: mRNA catabolic process; regulatory ncRNA-mediated gene silencing. The transcript is spliced from 4 exons.